Messenger RNA from Myotis davidii, 1605 nucleotides. RefSeq names its product dual specificity phosphatase 7 (gene DUSP7). Lineage: Eukaryota; Metazoa; Chordata; Mammalia; Chiroptera; Vespertilionidae. Gene Ontology annotation, biological process: negative regulation of MAPK cascade; protein dephosphorylation. The transcript is spliced from 4 exons. The coding region runs from base 1 to 1458 and encodes 485 amino acids. Gene Ontology annotation, cellular component: cytoplasm; cytosol. Gene Ontology annotation, molecular function: MAP kinase tyrosine/serine/threonine phosphatase activity; protein tyrosine/threonine phosphatase activity. The record is from RefSeq and is a predicted model, not a curated record.
AUGGUGAAGCCCUCCCGGGAGACCAUCCUUCGCAGGGAAGACGGGGAGCGGGGACUACUCCAGGGCCAUCUCGAGCAAAAGUCACGUGGCGCUUCGCUCGGCGCCUGUCACCACUCUGCUUGGAAAGCUUUCUUAAAGGGCUCGCCGUCUCCUCCGAGGGCUGGUCCUUUCAGGAUUUCUCCACCCUCGCCCUCCGCGGGUGGCGCGGCCCGGGCCGUCCUGCUCCGCCAGCUGUCGAGGUGCAGAUUCCCGGUCAGGCCUGGUGGGGUGAGACCUGUCUCAGGUCUCGAAGCCUGUGGCCAUCACAGGGACCGUGCAGUCACCUGGAACGGUGACCGUAAGCACACUGCCUGGCACGUAGUAGGCGGUGGUUUCAACAAGUUCCAGACGGAGUACUCGGAGCACUGCGAGACCAACGUGGACAGCUCGUCCUCGCCCAGCAGCUCGCCGCCCACCUCCGUGCUGGGCCUGGGCGGCCUGCGCAUCAGCUCUGACUGCUCGGACGGAGAGUCGGACCGGGAGCUGCCCAGCAGCGCCACCGAGUCGGACGGCAGUCCUGUGCCGUCCAGCCAGCCGGCCUUCCCCGUCCAGAUCCUGCCCUACCUCUACCUCGGCUGCGCCAAGGACUCCACCAACCUGGACGUGCUCGGCAAGUACGGCAUCAAGUACAUCCUCAACGUCACGCCCAACCUGCCCAACGCCUUCGAGCACGGCGGCGAGUUCACCUACAAGCAGAUCCCCAUCUCCGACCACUGGAGCCAGAACCUGUCCCAGUUCUUCCCCGAGGCCAUCAGCUUCAUCGACGAGGCGCGCUCCAAGAAGUGCGGCGUCCUGGUGCACUGCCUGGCGGGCAUCAGCCGCUCGGUGACGGUCACUGUGGCCUACCUGAUGCAGAAGAUGAACCUGUCCCUCAACGACGCCUACGACUUCGUCAAGAGGAAAAAGUCCAACAUCUCACCCAACUUCAACUUCAUGGGGCAGCUGCUGGACUUCGAGCGGACGCUGGGGCUGAGCAGCCCGUGCGACAACCACACGCCCAGCGAGCAGCUCUACUUCUCCACGCCCACCAACCACAGCCUGUUUCCCCUCAGGGGGCCGCCCUCCCGCAGCUCCUCGAGGAGGCGCCCUGACCCUGGCCCGUGUGUUUCAGACGAGGCGCGCUCCAAGAAGUGCGGCGUCCUGGUGCACUGCCUGGCGGGCAUCAGCCGCUCGGUGACGGUCACUGUGGCCUACCUGAUGCAGAAGAUGAACCUGUCCCUCAACGACGCCUACGACUUCGUCAAGAGGAAAAAGUCCAACAUCUCACCCAACUUCAACUUCAUGGGGCAGCUGCUGGACUUCGAGCGGACGCUGGGGCUGAGCAGCCCGUGCGACAACCACACGCCCAGCGAGCAGCUCUACUUCUCCACGCCCACCAACCACAGCCUGUUUCCCCUCAACACCCUGGAGUCCACGUGAGGAACCCGGACAUCGCCUGUGCCCGGAGGCCAGGCCCACGGGUGCUGAGCGCUCACCAUCCGGGACGGAGCCCAGCAGCGCUCCCCGCGCAGGACUCGGAGGGGCCCUGCCUCAGACUCAGGGCUGCGGAGCGGACGGCCUCGUCCU